This is a messenger RNA of Dibothriocephalus latus, 666 nucleotides long. The record is from the annotation of a GenBank genome assembly. Lineage: Eukaryota; Metazoa; Platyhelminthes; Cestoda; Diphyllobothriidea; Diphyllobothriidae.
GGUUGGGAUAUAGAUCAGGACCUCGACCUGCCGCCGGAAGUGCUUGCCACCAUCGAAGACAAAGCUGAUACAGGCGCUGCUGGUGUGGAUUCAGCGUUUGUUGAACCCGUGCCUGGACGUUCUGCGUCCAGCUACUGGACAGAGAAUUCCAACUUUGUAGUAGAUCAGGUCUGUGCCGGCAACUGGAGUCAAGCGAUGUGCCUACUGAAUCAGCAGGUUGGCGCAGUUGACUUCUCCUCCUACAAACCCAUCUUCCAAUCAAUCUUUGCUGCAUCGAGGCUAGCUUUGCCAGGAAUUCAGAAUACACCCACAAUGAGUGUGUACCCUCAACGUAACUGGGCCAAUUUGCGGAAUGGUCUCGCCUCUGGGCUUCCUGCCGUACCUGUUAGACUGGACAAUCUUCUUGCACGCCUUCAAACUGCCUACCAGCUGACAACAAAGGCCAAGUUUGCGGAUGCCGUCGACCGAUUUCGCGAGAUCUUGCUUCUCGUGCCGCUGCUUGUGGUAGAAAACAGUACCGAGGAGAGUGAAGCCAAGAGCCUGCUGUCGAUUUGCAGGGAGUACAUUGUCGGACUGCAGAUGGAGAUGACUCGAAAGUCUCUACCCAAGAAUACAGAUCAGGUAUGUUUCCUGAUUUAUAAUGACGUACAUCCAAAAUAUGUGUGA